AUGACCGACCAGACGAUCAAUAUCCCGCAACUGGUCCUCAUACUGCUGCUCGGUGGUCUGGCCAUCCGCUUCUUCUUCUUUUCUUCAACAAAUUCCGCGUCGCAAAGUCGCAAUUCGAACUCUGCGAGUAAUGUCCGCGCAAGAGAGGCAGAUGUAGAGAGAAUACAGCAGAUGUUCCCACAGGUAUCACGGCGAAGUAUUAUGUGGGAUCUGCAGCGGAACGGAGGGAAUGUCGUAGCUACGACGGAGAGGAUACUAAGUGGAAGGGGCUUGGAAGUGCCUCCGCAAUCGUUUCAACCUCCUCUACCAGUUGCCGCUUCUUCAGCGGCAUCUACUGCAACUCCAGCACAAGCAAAGCCACUUCAGCCAGAUCUCAUCACACGAUACAACCUUAAAGCGAAACUUGCAGAAGAGGCUAGUAAGUCGGAGACAUCAGCGGAAGAAGGAAUGUCUGCGCCCACAGCGAAGCAAAAGCAAGGCCAGGCUUGGAGUGCGAAUAAGGGAGAGAGACAGGCAUUGUUACAGAGGAGGAGAGAAGAAAUGAUCAUGGCAGCGAGAAAGAAGAUGGAAGCAAAACUAGCGGCUGAAACUGCAAAUGGAGCGCAGGCAGAAUAA
Messenger RNA from Cadophora gregata, 615 nucleotides. RefSeq lists its product as uncharacterized. The transcript has 2 exons. Gene Ontology annotation, molecular function: ubiquitin binding. The record is from RefSeq and is a predicted model, not a curated record. Bases 1 to 615 code for a protein of 204 amino acids. Lineage: Eukaryota; Fungi; Ascomycota; Leotiomycetes; Helotiales; Ploettnerulaceae.